ACUAAAGAUAAAGGCUAGUAAAUGGUUUCAAGAGCCCAGGCUUUGCGCAUGCGUUUUACUGCUUGUUGAAGCCAAUCCUCUGGGCCCAGGACCUCUUACUGCACAUGCGCAGAAGGCUCAAUGACAGUCGCGCGUUGGUUAAGGCUCUGGGAAAAGGGGCAGGCCAUGUUUCAUGUGACCUGGGGGUCCAAGGUCCGAGCGUGGUCCCUGGUGCCUGCUCUCCUUGGGACUCCCCGGGCCCUGUCGUCCCUGGAGAACAGGAUGGGGGCGUACCGCAAGAUGUGGAACCCCAAGGAGCCCUGCGACUGGGCCCAGCAGUACCGCGAGCGCUUCAUUCCAUUCUCCAAGGAGCAGCUGCUCCACCUCCUGAUACAGGAGUUCCACUCCAGCCCAGCAGAGAGAGCAGCUUUGGAGGCGUUCUCAGCUCAUGUGGACUUCUGUACCCUGUUUCACUACCACCAGCUCCUGGCCAGGCUGCAGGCCUUGUAUGACCCCAUCAACCCUGACAGGGAGACCCUGGACCAGCCAUCCCUUACUGACCCCGAGCGCCUGUCCAGUGAAAAGGAUGUGCUCCAGGCUCUGAAGCCCCUGCUGGCCCAGGCCAACUUCUCUCCACUCUCUGAAGACGCCCUGGCCUAUGCACUCGUUGUCCACCACCCUCAGGAUGAGGUCCAGGUGACAAUAAAUUUGGAUCAGUAUAUCUACAUACAGUUCUGGGCCUUGGGACAGAGAGUUGGGCAGAUGCCCCACAAGUCCAGUGUGGGCUCCAAGCGUGGCUUCUUCAGAAAGUUGCCCCCUGUGGAGAGGAGAUAUUUCAAGCGCGUGGUGUUGGCAGCUAGGACGAAAGGAGGGCAUCUGGUUCUGAAGAGCUUCAAGGAUACCCCACUGGAGGGCUUAGAGCAGCUGCUGCCGGAGCUGAAGGUGCGCACGCCCAUGCUGCAGCGUGCCCUGCUCAACCUGAUGCUGGUGGUCUCAGGCGUUGUGUUCUUCGUCAAUGUGGGCAUGGUGAUACUGUCUGACCUCAAGAUGGCCACCUCCCUGCUGCUGCUGCUCUUUGCUGCCUUCAUGGGUGUGAAGGCCUCCAAGGUAUUUGGGCAGCGCCGCAGUGCCCAGGCGCUGGAGCUGGCACACAUGCUGUACUAUCGAAGCACAUCCAACAACUCAGAACUGCUCAGUGCCCUGGCACUCCGAGCACAGGAGGAACAUAUCAAGGAAGCCCUGCUGGCUCACAGCUUCCUAGCCCGCCGAUCAGGGGGCCCCCAAGGAAAACCUGAAGAGACCUCCAGGUGGCUGCAGUCAGAAGUGGAAAGCUGGCUUCUGGCCCAGUCAGGCUGUGAUGUAACCUUCAAUGGACCUCGGGCCCUAGCCCAUCUGCAAGCCCUGAGCCCCAGCUUUGGAUUGUUCCCACCACCUGAAUUGCCACAACUGGACCCGAUGGUCCUAGGCACUCCAGAGGCCCCACAGCCUGUGCUGAGGAGUAGCUACCCCUCACCCUGACCACUUACUACCAGGCCUUGUGCUGGCAGGGUGCCAAGCUCCCUCCAUGGCAAGCUGUCAAUUGUGGCAACUGCAUCUCCUUCCUGGACUUUCAGUUGUUGACAGGCUAUUAUUUCUGGCAGGCCAUUAAUUUUGCUAUGCUAUAGACUUAAGAGUAGCCAAUCGGGACUGCUGGCAGUUGCUAGGCAGCCUCCUGAGGCCAACCAAUCAAAGCCGUUUAUUUCAACUUGUUAUUUUAUUUCUUAGAUCCGCCCCUGGCGGGAACCUCACCAAGGUCGGUGGAGGAGGCGGGGCUUGGGGAAGCUCACACAGCUGCUGGAUUGCAGCUGCCAGCCUUGGCCACAUUGAGGUGGGCUGCUAGGCGGGGGUGAGGGGUGGGGGAUGGGGGGAGUUGAGGGAGGGGGCUGCUUCAUUUUCUAUUUAGCCUGCGCAGAACUGCUUGCCACAGGCACCUGAGCAGGGCCCACUGCAACCCGAGAGCCAUUUGCCCCUGGCACACAGUGGAUGACAGACACUGGGCACCUCAGCCACAGGCAGCCAAUCAGAAUGUCUGAAGGAACCUCCUCAGAAUCCACGUGAGAUGAGCCAUCUGUUUUGCAGCUGAUCUGUUCUGGUUGGAGGCACUGGAAACUUCCUGCCCCAAAGAAGACUUGCAGGAUACCAGCCCAGGAUCACGCCAGCUCAGGCCCCAGCAGGCUCCUAGGCCUGCUUCGCCUUGCUGCAGAAAUCAUGUUAGCCUGGGUCUCCCUAUCUGUGCACUGUUUGUCACUUCACCCUCUUACAAAGGAAUAAAUCAUGCUUAAUAAAUCUG
Mastomys coucha (southern multimammate mouse) is the source of this 2308-nucleotide messenger RNA. It is a transcript of the gene Tmem143, whose product is annotated as transmembrane protein 143. The coding region runs from base 121 to 1497 and encodes 458 amino acids. Lineage: Eukaryota; Metazoa; Chordata; Mammalia; Rodentia; Muridae. The transcript has 8 exons. The record is from RefSeq and is a predicted model, not a curated record. Gene Ontology annotation, cellular component: mitochondrion.